This is a messenger RNA of Dentiscutata heterogama, 441 nucleotides long. The record is from the annotation of a GenBank genome assembly. NCBI's taxonomy places the organism in Eukaryota, Fungi, Glomeromycota, Glomeromycetes, Diversisporales, Gigasporaceae.
AUGUCUGAAGCAAGUACUCCAGUUUCUUCUAAUACUGCAAAUGGAAAUAAUCGAGUUAAAUCUCAACAUCAUUUCGACAUUAUUCGUGACCAAGAAAUAAUUGGGGAUGAUUUUCUCGAUUUUUACCGAACAAAAAUUCCGAGAUUGCGGGUUAAAAGUAGGACCAGCAUCAUGUCUGGUAAAAAUGGUCUCGGCAUUACACGUGUUCAUUACCAGCUAACCUUUCUAAGAACAUAUCCGUUUAAAUAUGACGAUAAUGAAUUGCAAAAAUGUAUAAAGGAAGUUAAGCGUAAGUUGGGAAACGUGGGAACUAUACUUGCUAAUAGCAACGAAGCCAUGUGGUGUGAAUAUAUUUCACCCAUCCUUCACGCUUCACUCUAUAUUGUCAAGAGAAUAACCAAAAAAGGGUUUAGUAUAGUUCCUGAGUUUGAAGUUGUGUGA